Molecule: messenger RNA, 1296 nt
Organism: Encephalitozoon romaleae SJ-2008
Lineage: Eukaryota; Fungi; Microsporidia; Unikaryonidae
Product: RING zinc finger domain-containing protein
Exons: 1
Coding region: 1-1296 (431 amino acids)
Biological process (GO): rescue of stalled cytosolic ribosome; protein ubiquitination
Molecular function (GO): ribosome binding; ubiquitin protein ligase activity
Source: RefSeq, a predicted model, not a curated record
AUGGGGUGUCAAGUAUGUACCGGUAGUAUGGAUGUUUUUGCAAGAUAUGAUUGCAACCAUCGAAUAUGCAUGGUUUGUUCCAUGAGGCUUGUGUUUCUGUACAUGCAGCCCACAUGUCCCCUAUGUAGAAAGCCUGCAGAAGAAAUUAUCUUUUCUACACUUUCAUUGGGUUGUGAAAGAGCUUCCAAGCAGCUGUGGAAAGGUCGGAGGGCUGCGUCGACUGUUUUUUAUGAGGGAGAAUGUGUGAAGAAGAUGAUGGAGGAUCUCUUGUCCAACAAAUGUCAAAAGUGCCACAACAAAUUUGGGACUUUAAAAGAGCUCAGUAAACACUAUAGUUGUCAUGGAGUUAUUCUUUGUCUUGAAUGCAUCAAGAACAGAAAGGAUUUUUGGAAUGAAAUCAAGCUUUAUAGAAGCGACACGAUCAAGGAUCACAAGAAUGGGAGUCUCCAAGAAGAAGGAUUUGAUGGCCAUGUGCUAUGCGUUCACUGCAAAAUCUAUCUAUUUGAUUCUGAUGAUGCAAAGCAGCAUUGCAAUCUCAAACAUGAGCUAUGCCAUGUUUGUGACAUGAUGGGAACGAAAUAUCAAUAUUACAGUGGCUUCAAAGAUCUGGAGGCACAUUAUAGAAAUGCUCAUUACUGCUGUACUUUCCAGACUUGUCAGGUAAACAAAUGCUAUGUGUUUCCGUACCAAACUGAACUCUUUGAGCACUUGAACAGGUUUCACAAAGUCUGUACUAAGCUAUCGGAGAUUCCAAGAUAUGGGAAAUGCAACAUUCCCGUGAUGGAUCCAUUUAAGAAGAAAAAAACAUUGGCUAGAGUAAGUGUUAUGGAUCCAAGUGGAGGAGAGGUUAGGGUUUCCUCAUUCGUUAAGGCUAGUAUUCCUCAAAGCAAGGCUUUACCAAGCACUGGGACAGAGAUUCCAAAAUACCUUGAUAAAAACAUUCUUGAGGAGGAGAAGAAGAGACAAAACAGACGCAAGGCUGUCAUAAAUCGUAUGUGUAAGGCAGAAGCUGACGGGGUUGAAGAGAUUAUAAACGAAUUUUUAGAAGGUUUUAUGGAUGUGAUGGAAGCCUUCAAUAAAAUAUCCGAGAUGGUUGGAGAUGCAAUAACUCUCAAGUUGUUUGAAACCAUUCACUUUGGAGCUAAGCAAGGAACAAUAGAAAAUAAUAUAAGGGCUUUGAGAAAGAAAGUUAUGUUUCCAAAGUUUAUUCCAUCUAAGCCUGUAAUAUAUGGAGAACCUGAGGAGAGAAGGAGCCCUGGUUUUACAGUCAUAGACUUGCACAAGAAGAAACAAUAA